GGUGUUUAUAAAAAAAGCGUUCUUUUCAGGAGAUCGAAGGAAGCGAAGAUUGCAGCAUCAAUUUGCGAAGCGAAGAUUGCAGCAUCAAUUCGCGAUAUUCGGACCCCAUCAACAUAACUAAUCAUGAAAUUAGUCAGGUUUUUGAUGAAACUCAGCCAUGAAACGGUGACCAUCGAGCUGAAAAAUGGUACACAAGUGCACGGUACCAUCACGGGAGUGGAUGUAGCGAUGAACACACACUUGAAGGCGGUGAAAAUGACUAUCAAGAACCGGGAACCGGUUACGCUGGACUCGUUGAGCAUUCGCGGCAACAACAUUCGGUACUACAUUCUGCCGGAUAGUUUGCCCCUGGAAACGCUCCUGAUUGACGAUGCGCCCAAGACGCGAGCGAAGAAACGGGAAGCGAAUCGUGGUGGACCGCGCGGACGAGGCAGAGGAACCAGGGGUGGUCGCGGUGGGCCCCGAGGCGGUCGUGGCGGCGGUCGCGGUCGUGGAAGACGCUAGAGAGAGAGAUGAGAACCGUCGAUAUCUCCGCCUCCCCCUGCACCGUCACUAGCAUUUAAGCACUUCUUUCAUCUUACAUUACGAAUUCCGGUCAUUUCGGGCAAACGGCUGCGAAAGGCAAAUGCAUGCUGAAUUAAGAAUCAUGUAAGCAGGCAAAAGAACUAGUUUGUCAGAAAGG
This is a messenger RNA of Anopheles aquasalis, 682 nucleotides long. It is a transcript of the gene SmD1, whose product is annotated as small ribonucleoprotein particle protein SmD1. Gene Ontology annotation, molecular function: RNA binding. NCBI's taxonomy places the organism in Eukaryota, Metazoa, Arthropoda, Insecta, Diptera, Culicidae. The record is from RefSeq and is a predicted model, not a curated record. Gene Ontology annotation, biological process: spliceosomal snRNP assembly; RNA processing.